Polyodon spathula (Mississippi paddlefish) is the source of this 843-nucleotide messenger RNA. RefSeq names its product nuclear pore complex protein Nup85-like. Bases 142 to 816 code for a protein of 224 amino acids. The record is from RefSeq and is a predicted model, not a curated record. The transcript is spliced from 7 exons. Gene Ontology annotation, cellular component: nuclear pore outer ring. Lineage: Eukaryota; Metazoa; Chordata; Actinopteri; Acipenseriformes; Polyodontidae. Gene Ontology annotation, molecular function: structural constituent of nuclear pore. Gene Ontology annotation, biological process: positive regulation of DNA-templated transcription; protein import into nucleus; mRNA export from nucleus.
CACCUGUGUAGACAUCCUCCCGCAAACCCGGGCCCACGCGGGGUCCUUUUGCUGUGCUGUGGGAGGCAGAUGCUUGUUUUUAUUUUCAAUUCAUAAUUUUUAAGCGGUAACUUUCUGCACAGUAAAGAUCGUUUUGCUGAAAUGGAGGAAGUGGACGUGGAGCCCUCUAUUACAGUGAUCCCUGGGGUGGAUUCCAGUCAGAGGCACAUGGGGUUUGUGUGGGGUCCUGGAGAUAUCCUGCUGUACGAGACGCAGCGCAAGGGGACAGGCUCCGGUGAAGCAGGCUGCCCUUUCAUUCACGUGGUCAGGAAGGACGAGGAUAUUUACUCGCCGAUUCUGCGCAAACUCUUCAACGAAUCCCAUCACAUCUUUGUGGGGCUGCAGCAGAGCACGGAGGAGACGUCCAGCAAAACGAAGAGACCGCAGUUUGUCAGCGUUAGUAAGAACUACAGAUCGGUGAUAAGAGCAUGCAUGGAGGAACUACAAGAAGUUGCAGUUUCUACACGUGACGCUGCCUUGUCAGCACAAUACUGCAGCCAAGUUUCAAUUCUACUGGCUGUGGAGCUGAUUUGGAAUCUGUGUGAGGUCCUCUUCAUUGAAGCAGUCCCAGCGGGCUCUCUCCUGCUGCAUCUCUUGGACUGGGUCCGGCUGCACAAAGCUGAUGUGGAUGAGAAGGCUCAGGAGGUCCUGCAGAGCGACAGCCCAGUGAGGCACCACAAGUACUGGGACGUGGUGAGCUCCAACAUCCCUCUGUCUGGCUCUGCCUGCCCCCAGAUGUCUAGAAUCUUCUAUCGUCUAGCUACCACUCUGACCUGAAUGCUUGUCAAGCUUCUUUCUCUUUCU